CCCCGGCCCCUUCCAGGACGCCCUGCGAGCUGUUGGGGGCGUUGCCAUGGCAACAAUCGGUCCUCCCCCACGUCGCGACAGGGCGUUCAGACGCUGUCACAGUCGGUAACACCACUUUGGGACGGACGGCUCCAGGACGACAGGACAGCACCGACAGCGCGAUGGCAGCCGCGACUGCCGGCACAGGAUCCCGGUCCCUCCGUGCCGGCGGCUCCUCCCGGCGGUCCCUCCUCGCCCGCCGUCUGCAGCUUUCCCCGCCGGGAUUCCAGUCCGUCCGUCCCGAUGUCUCCCCCCUGGGCGCCCGGGCUCCCCAGCUCCCCCACACCCCGCAGAAUGUCCAUCUCCUCCCUCUGACCCCCGGCCGCUCUGUCCCCUCCGGGCGUGCCCCCCCGACAGCGCCGCGGCCGAUCCCGGCAGAAUUCCCAGAGCUCCCACCGGGAUCAGUCGGUGUCCGGGGAAGGCCGGAUGGGGGUUCGGGUUCCUCAGACUUUUCUUUUCUGCAGGUCACGGGCUCCAGCAACCCCAUCGUGAUCUCUCAGGAUGUGCCAAAACAUCCUCGAGACCUGCCCUCCCUCAAGCCCAAGCUCAAGACCAUCCGAAUCAUCACCAAGGACCUAAUCCGGGACCUCAUCAUUCCCCAGGAAAAGCCCCAACCGUGUCUCAUCAUUGGGAAAAAGGAAUAUGAGAAGAUCAAGGAAUCAGCUCGAUCCCCAACAGAGGAGGAGCGUUGGGACAGGCUGAAGACCCUGAAAGCCAGACAGGACGCUGCUUUCGAAGCCCUGGAAAAGGCCCAGAGCGAGGAGCUGAGAAAGGCAGAACUGCAGAAUGAGAGGGAGGAUCUGAGUGACCUGGAGGAGGAGAAGGAGCAGUGGGAAAGGCAGAAGCUGCUGCAGCGGGCAAUGAGGAUGAGGCUGGAGCAGGAGGAAGAGAUGCGGGAACUGACCUCGCUCUUCCUCAAUUCCAAGUGCAACAUGAUCAGGGACAAGCAAAUCCUGGAGAAGCGGAUGAUCCGCAAGGAACUGGCGGAGGAGGAGAAGCGCCUGGACAAGAUGAUGGAAAUGGAGUGGGAGAAGGGUGUGGCGGUCCAGGAGGAGCUGGAGCGCCAGAGGAAACAGGAGAUGAUGAGAGCCCGGCAGGACCUUGUGAAGCAGAUGGAGCAGAACGCAGAGAAGCGGGCGCUGAGAGAUGAGGAGAAAUACCAGGAGGGCCAGAAGUUGCUGGAGUGCCUAGAGCAUAUGAAGAAGGAGGAUCGGAAGGCUUGGGAGCAGAAACAGGAGCGACAUAGGCAAAUCCAUGCCGAAAUUCAGUAUUUCAACACGGAGAGCCAGCGGCUGAAGGAUGAGCAGCGGGAGCGGGAGAGGCUGGAGGAUGAGCGGGUGCUGGAGCAGCAGCGGCAGAAGGCUGAGCGCGAGGCCGCCUUGGAGGCGGAGCAGGAACAACUGCGCCUGGAGAAGGAGAAGGAGCUGGCCCGGCUCAGGGCCGCGCAGGAGCGGGCCCGGGACUGGCAGGCAGAGCGGGAUGCUCUGAUGGCCAAGAGGAACCAAGAAGCCGCAGACCGGGAAUGGCGGCGGCAGGAGCUGGAGAAUGCGCGGAAGAAGGUGGAGCUGGAGCAGCAGCUGAGGCGGGACCGGCUGGAGCAGGUGGCCCAGAAGGAGCAGUACCUGGCCAUGCAGGUGGAGCAGGACCGCCAGGAGUUCCAGAGGGUGCUCAGGGCCCAUCAGGAGCAGCUGGAGCGGGAGAAGCUGCAGCGGGAACAGAGGGAGCUCCAGCAGCGCGCCCAUGCCGAAGAUCUGCGGCGGCAGAUCCAGGAGCUCCGGCAGCAGCGGGAGCGGGAGCGGGCGGCCUUCAUUGAGGAGGGCCGGCAGCAGGAGCAGGAGGUCCGGCAGCGCAACCGGCGCCUCGCCCAGCUCGGGCAGCAGAAGCUGCAGGAGUUCAGAGCCACUGGAAUGCCCGACAAGUACUGUGCCCAGGUGGAGCGCAAAGCCCAGAGACGAGCCAACGCAGCCCUCUCCUAGGCCCAGCCCCAACAGGGACCAGCUGGGAUUCCCCACGGAUUUGAGGCUCAGUUUCCAUUGUCCUGGAUUAUGAGGUGGGCUGUAACCAAACCAUGUAUUCUACUCCCAUUGACAUCGUUCUGAUGAACUGUUAAUGGUCACUCCCAGCUGCCCAGCGCACACUCGACCCGUCAGGCUGCAAGCUGGGUGUCAGGUAAGGGACAGAGGCAAAGCCAGUGUUCGUUUGUCUUCCCAAACUGACUUGGCUGUGAUAACCACACCCAGCCUAAGCGGUCACCUCUGCCUGUGGGCCAUCGUGGCUCUCGGGUCCCAGUGGGCAGCCUGUGGACACCCAGGUCUUCAAGGACUCCCCAAAAUAUCCUAUGAGUCAUAGAAAUACAUAAUUCCAUUGUGGAAUUCCCCACCCUGGGGGAGGUAUUGAACAUUCCUGCCUGAAUCUGGCUAUAUAUCUGAGCACCUUGGGGACUUGGGACACCACCACUGCUCAAUGGACCCAGAGGAGGACCAGACCUUCCCCAGGACCACUGCUUUCGACAAGGCUGCUGCCAUCACUUCAACAGGACUGCGCCCACCACCCUGACCCAUAGGAUGUAAGGUUGUACUCUGUAUUUGUGGUUUUAAGCCAGUUUUGUGUAUCAUUGCAUUUGUUGUAAUCUUUCUAUUAAAUUGUAAUUCCAACCUGAAAUCUC
Molecule: messenger RNA, 2704 nt
Organism: Corvus hawaiiensis (hawaiian crow)
Lineage: Eukaryota; Metazoa; Chordata; Aves; Passeriformes; Corvidae
Product: cilia- and flagella-associated protein 45-like
Exons: 10
Coding region: 162-2015 (617 amino acids)
Source: RefSeq, a predicted model, not a curated record